Messenger RNA from Aspergillus caelatus, 1286 nucleotides. RefSeq lists its product as uncharacterized. The transcript has a single exon. The coding region runs from base 445 to 732 and encodes 95 amino acids. The record is from RefSeq and is a predicted model, not a curated record. Lineage: Eukaryota; Fungi; Ascomycota; Eurotiomycetes; Eurotiales; Aspergillaceae.
AGUAAGAGUGCGUCCAAAUACCUGAUAGAAAUAUCCUGUUCAUUCACGGGCCUUUCCGAAGCUCCAUCUUUCCUAGUGAAGCUAUAGCGAAGGAGCAGUCCAGCCCGUUCCGCAAUUUGAAUAGCCCGUUUUUCGUCACUAGAAACAAAACCCACGAAUUUUUGGAAUACAUUCAAAAAGGACUUUUCAUUCUGGAGUAAUGUUGAAAAUAAUGCCAGUCCUUUGAAUCCAUAAUGCCAAGCAUGUUCUGAAAACCCCACAGGGACAUUCCAAAAGGCGACACUCUCACAUCGGCCCAAUCAGCAAUUCUGGUGAUACGCCCUCUGUUAGGGUUGACGAUGAUCUUCAUUUCACAUAGGUUAGUGUGAGUUAGAACCAGCGGAUAUGUGGGAUCGAAGAUCAAGGGAAGUUCCUCGCGAAUCUCCUUGAUACUAUCAGUGAAACAUGAAGGAAGCUCUCAUCGGGGCUGUCGUUUACAUCUUCGGCGAGCGAUUCAACACAAACGAUGGAAUACACAAUGUCCACAUGAACCAGGGCAACAUCCGAAGGUACUCGGGUGACGAUGGCGUGUUCCAGGACGGCGCGCUUCUCUUCCAAUUCCGAGGGGCCGUCCCAGGGUUCGAUAAAUGGGUUGGUAUUUUCCUCGCCUUUGCAUCGCAGGCCGUACAUACAAGCGAGAAUGGUGGCCAUGCCCAUAUCACGAGUCGCCUGGAAAGACCUCCUGCCUGGUGACCUUGUCGAAAAUUCAGUUGCUAUCCACAAGGCCGUUGUGGAUUCUUUUGGCCAAGGAGAAGAGAAGAAGCAGUCUGUUACCCUGGCGAACCUCACGAACCGCGAGAUAUCGCUCACAGGCUGGAGGGUCCGCAAUUCGCGCUGGGCAGAACAGGUUCUCCCUAGGGAUGAGGAUUUAGGUGCAAAGGCUACCGUGGUCUUUGAGGUUCCGGAUUGCCACUUAUCUACAGACGGUGACACUAUCACGCUUCUCGAUCGCGAAGGACUCAAGGUCGCUGGCGUCAACUAUACCUCUCAGCAUGUGAAAAAUGGGGAAAUUGAUUUUGCAGGCUAAAGUCAAUAGCUCACUUCCCACUCAUGCUUAUACUGCGAAUCUGUCUGUCCUUUGUCAAAAGUCACGCCAACGCGGAGUUGAUAGUAAUUAUUACUGGGCUUUGCUGCAAUGUUUCACCCCAAGGACUCUGUGUCAUGGGGCAGAAGAGCCUGGCCCCAUCCAGGGUUGUUGAUCUGGAGGAGCCAUUUAACAAAUUAAUUAAAUAAAAGUAGCAGAAAAG